This is a messenger RNA of Rotaria socialis, 1479 nucleotides long. The record is from the annotation of a GenBank genome assembly. NCBI's taxonomy places the organism in Eukaryota, Metazoa, Rotifera, Eurotatoria, Philodinida, Philodinidae.
AUGUCUCAUCAACGUAAUCUCAAGCUUUCAUUGGAUGAACCAAUAUCUGAUGCAAAUUCUUUGAAAGAAUGCCACAGUACACCAUAUAAACGACGAAAACAAACAAGUCAAGCUCUGGAAGCUCUAGGUCAACUUUUUAUGGAUUCAUCAGUUGAUGAUCUUGAUAAUAAUAAACUCAAUAAAAAUGAUAUACUCAGCUUGACACUGUCACGUCUUUUACGCCGUAAAUAUUGGUCAUCAGAUCUUGCUGACACAAAUGUUCAAUUAGCAACUAGUAUUCAAAGUUCAUCGGUUAUAGAUGAGCUCAAAGGCUUUAUUAUUGUAGUCAACACAGCUGGCAGAAUAAUUUUUAUCAGCGAUAAUGUUGAAUAUUACUUACGGAAAAAUGUUCGAUUACUUUAUCCUCAAUUAAUAAGUAUUUACGAUUGCAUAAGUAAGAAUGAUCAUGAUACUAUUCGUCAAAUUCUUUCAACGCCAACAUUGAAUGAAAAUCGUGCUAUUUGCAAUUGGAUAUUACCACGGGGUAAACGACCAAAUCGGUCAAAUACAGAAACAAAAUCAAUGGCGUUGACAGGCCAUUUUUUCUUUAAUCAAAAUGAUGAAAGCAAAGAACCAUUAUUUGUGGCACGCUGUGAACAAAUUCUUUCAAGUACACCAAACAUUCCAAUAAAUAGCAUGGGCUUGACAAGCACGACAAUACUUCGAUUUGUUCUCACUGAUCAAUUGAAUAUCAGUGAAAUUUCAUCAAAUAUGGAAUUUUUAUUAGGCUUUAAGCCAAAUGAACUAAUCGAUCAAUCAAUUCAUCGAAUUUUGUCAACUGAAUCAUGCGAUAUUAUCGAACAAGCAAAACAAAACUGCCUCUCAAAUCAACAUGCUACGUCAAUGAGUGUGCUCGAUUUAUUUACUCGCGAUGGUGAUCGUCUUACAUUUUUAUGCAACACGCAUACAUUGAUUGAAGGUAGAAGCAAAAGAAUCAAACUAGGUUUUCUGGCACAACUUAUUGAUCCUUUCAUGCGAUAUCAAUGCUUGAGUUAUGUUAAUCGACAGAAUGUUGAAAGACGAAAAGGUUUUAUUCAGCAAGAAUCAAUGUGUAUAUCACAUAUAAUAUUAAACAAUUCAACAGCAACAAAUGUGUCAAUGCCACCCAAUGAUCAAUGUUUAUCGAUGGCUAAUUCACCAAAAUCUAAACCUCAAAUAGUUAAUUAUCAAUACGUGGAAAAAGAAAACUAUGGUUUCUUUAAUCAACCUCAAUACAGGGCACAAGUACCAUUUGAAACAAAUUUUAAGAAUGAAUUUUCUCCAUCGAAAACACAAGAAGUUGGCUAUAUUGAUGACCUUUUUAAUUGGCUUGAUGAAGAAAAUAAGAAACCAAAGAAUAAAGUUGCAGUUUAUGAUAUUAUUCAUGAUGUAUUUGACUUGGAUCAUGGUCAAGACUUUGGUCUUUUAACGCCGACCAUAUCAGAAAUAAACUUCUUUUAA